CAAACCAGCGCCGCUUCCACAGCCGCAGGCCCGAGCUGUCCUGGGGGGACCGGAGGCGCCCGUCUCAGGGGGGGCAGCGCGUCCUAUAAAAGAGCCGUCGCUCCGCACUCAGCCCAGAUCUAACCCGACGCCAGAAGCAGUCUAGAGUGCAGAGAGCUGAGAGCCGAGCGCCCAGCGUAAGCCGAGCCUUCGCGGCCCCGACCAAGAUGAGCCUGAGCCUGCCCUGGACACCCCGUGCCCGUGGACGCCCCACCUGCCCCCGGGAUGAUCCCCAGCCCUGUCCUGCCCAGCCCUGACCUGGGAGACCUCCCUGGAGCCCCCCUGGGGCAUUCCCUCAGGAGCAGCCUUCUCUCCGGCCUGAAGUUCCUCCUGGCCUGGGCCUGGGCCCAGCUGGGGACAGCGGAACUCCAGCCCAGGCCCAGCCGAGGGGCAAAGCUUGGGAACCCUGAAGCCAGAGCCGAGGCGGAGGAGGGCCCCGAAGAUGGAGCAGCCCAGCCCAGCUCCAGCCCCCUGCCCUGCGCCGGGGAACAAGCGAGGAGAGGGGGCCGUGAGGACGCUGAAGGGCCAGCUGGCCACGGGCUUGGAGGGCGGAAGGUCCGGGAUGGAGCCUCCGGGAGAGAGAAGCUUGGCAGUGAGCCCGGCGGCCCGGCCCAGCGAGACCGCGGGCCUCUGGAGGAGGGAGCAGCUCCUGGCCUCGUCAUGGGACCCCGGGACCCCUGGCCCGGGAGCCGGCCGAAGAGCAGCGAAGAUAAAGGAGAAGAGGUGGGGGGUGACGCCAUGCCCGGGGCCCUGAGCCCAACUGAGCACGGCCUCCCUUCCUGGGCAUGCCCUCGGGGGCCCCGGGCCCUGGCCCGGCAGCUCAGAGAAGAGGCAGACAGAUGGUUGGGGGAGGCUGAAGGAGGAGGACCAGGAAAAGAGCCUCCUCCUGUGCUCUGCAGCCCCCUGCUCCGGGCCUGGGCCUACAGGCCCAGUGAGGAUGAGGAUGAGGAUGAGGAAGAUGUGUCCAAUGAGGAUGAGGAAGAUGUGUCCAGUGGGGAAGAAGGAGAUGAAGAGGAAGAUGAAGGACCAGGAAAAGAGCCUCCCCCUGUGCUCUGCAGCCCUCUCCUGCGGGCCUGGGCCUAUAGGCCUGGUGAGGAUGAGGAUGAGGAUGAGGAUGAGGAUGAGGAAGAUGUGUCCAAUGAGGAUGAGGAAGAUGUGUCCAGUGGGGAAGAAGGAGAUGAAGAGGAAGAGGGAGGACCAAGAAAAGAGCCUCCCCCUGUGCUCUGCAGCCCUCUCCUGCGGGCCUGGGCCUAUAGGCCUGGUGAGGAUGAGGAUGAGGAUGAGGAUGAGGAAGAUGUGUCCAAUGAGGAAGGAGAUGAGGAUGAGGAAGAUGCCAAAGAAGGGCCUGUGGGCAGAGAGGACCCUGGGCUGCAGGACUUCCUCGUGUCCAUCUUCGCUGCUGGCGCUGUGCGGCCCCGCCCCUGGCCCGCAGUCCGGCUCCCCCAGAGGCUGCGGAGGCGCCUGAGGCCCCGAGGGACCCCUGUGGAGCCAGAGCCGGAGCCCCCCCGAGGAAGGAAGGUGCGGUUCUCCAGCACGGUGGGCCUUCGCCUCCUGGUGGUGUGGGCGGGUCCCGCCCGCGCCGCCCGCCGGGGGCUGUGGGAGCAGCUAGCGCGGGACCGCAGCCGCUUUGCCCGUCGCAUCGCCCAGGCCGAGGCGCUGCUGGGCCCUUGCCUUUCCCCCGCCGCCCGGACUCGAGCUUGGGCCCGGCUCCAGGGCCCGAGCAUUUCUCCAGAGCCAUAGAAGUUCUCCUCCCCACUGGCUGCGGCCCUGCCCUUCUCUUGGCGCUUCCUCCCCAGCCCGGGACCUGCCUUCUCCCAGAGCCCCCUGCUUCCAUCUGGGCAGUUCUGCCCAGGCCCUGACCUCUUAGCCCUCUCCCCUUCCCCGCCGGUCACAGGCAGGCGCCAUAUACGUGUGGAGCCAUUGGGGGGGGGGGGUAGUGGGGGCGGAUUCGUGGAUUGGAAGCUCCCGGAAGGCAGGGACUAUUCCCCAGUGUCUCACAUAGUAAAUGUUUAAUAAAAAUUUGUUGGACUUAGUUGAA
Messenger RNA from Antechinus flavipes (yellow-footed antechinus), 2077 nucleotides. It is a transcript of the gene PPP1R15A, whose product is annotated as protein phosphatase 1 regulatory subunit 15A. Bases 265 to 1779 code for a protein of 504 amino acids. Gene Ontology annotation, biological process: response to endoplasmic reticulum stress. The record is from RefSeq and is a predicted model, not a curated record. The transcript has 4 exons. Gene Ontology annotation, cellular component: endoplasmic reticulum; protein phosphatase type 1 complex. Gene Ontology annotation, molecular function: protein phosphatase regulator activity. NCBI's taxonomy places the organism in Eukaryota, Metazoa, Chordata, Mammalia, Dasyuromorphia, Dasyuridae.